This is a messenger RNA of Microthlaspi erraticum, 2061 nucleotides long. NCBI's taxonomy places the organism in Eukaryota, Viridiplantae, Streptophyta, Magnoliopsida, Brassicales, Brassicaceae. The record is from the annotation of a GenBank genome assembly.
AUGGCAAAAUCCUUCGAGGUGACCGAAUUACCAGUUCGAUCAGCCAAGUUUAUAGCACGAAAGCAAUGGGUUGUGGCAGGAGCUGAUGAUAUGUACAUCCGUGUAUACAAUUACAAUACCAUGGACAAGGUCAAAGUGUUUGAGGCUCAUUCAGACUACAUUAGGUGUGUGGCUGUUCAUCCAACCCUUCCAUAUGUGCUGUCAUCUUCCGAUGAUAUGCUCAUAAAGCUUUGGGACUGGGAAAAGGGUUGGGCUUGCACUCAAAUAUUCGAGGGGCACUCACACUAUGUGAUGCAAGUCACAUUCAAUCCAAAAGACACCAAUACUUUUGCCAGUGCAUCACUUGAUCGUACCAUUAAGAUUUGGAAUCUUGGUUCUCCAGACCCAAAUUUUACAUUAGAUGCCCAUCAGAAAGGAGUGAAUUGUGUAGAUUAUUUCACCGGUGGGGAUAAGCCUUAUCUAAUUACCGGCUCUGAUGAUCACACUGCUAAGGUUUGGGACUAUCAAACAAAAAGUUGUGUCCAGACACUGGACGGGCACACACACAAUGUAUCUGCAGUAUGUUUCCAUCCCGAGCUUCCAAUUAUAAUCACAGGUUCUGAAGAUGGUACAGUUCGCAUCUGGCACUCAACUACUUACAGGGUUGUGAUUGGAUAUGAUGAAGGAACCAUCAUGGUUAAACUUGGACGAGAAAUUCCUGUCGCUAGCAUGGAUAACACCGGAAAAAUCAUUUGGGCUAAGCACAAUGAAAUUCAAACUGCAAACAUCAAAAGUAUUGGUGCAGAUUACGAGGUUACCGAUGGAGAAAGGUUGCCUGUGGCUGUUAAAGAGUUGGGUACCUGUGAUCUUUAUCCACAAAGCUUGAAGCACAAUCCUAAUGGGCGGUUUGUGGUAGUCUGUGGUGACGGGGAGUAUAUCAUCUACACGGCUUUGGCUUGGAGAAAUAGGUCAUUUGGUUCUGGACUGGAAUUUGUAUGGUCAUCCGACGGGGAGUGUGCCGUUAGAGAAAGCUCAUCAAAGAUUAAGACAUUUAGCAAAAAUUUCCAGGAAAAAAAGAGCAUCCGCCCUACUUUCUCAGCUGAGAAGAUCUUUGGAGGAACCUUGUUAGCUAUGUGUUCAAAUGAUUUCAUCUGCUUUUAUGAUUGGGCUGAAUGUAGGCUGAUUCAACGUAUUGACGUCACUGUAAAGAAUCUUUAUUGGGCUGACAGUGGUGAUUUAGUAGCCAUUGCUAGUGAUACGUCUUUCUACAUCUUGAAGUACAACCGGGAUUUAGUUUCCUCACAUUUUGAGAGCGGAAGAUCUACUGAGGAAGAAGGUGUUGAGGAUGCUUUUGAGGUUCUACAUGAGAAUGAUGAACGAGUUAGGACAGGUAUAUGGGUUGGUGACUGUUUCAUUUACAACAACUCUUCCUGGAAGCUUAACUACUGUGUUGGAGGCGAGGUAACCACAAUGUAUCAUUUGGACCGCCCAAUGUAUCUGUUGGGCUAUCUUGCAAAUCAAAGUCGGGUAUUCUUGGUAGACAAAGAAUUCAAUGUUAUAGGAUACACUUUGCUACUAAGCCUGAUUGAGUACAAGACUCUUGUGAUGCGAGGUGAUCUAGACAGAGCCAGUGAAAUCUUGCCUACAAUUCCUAAAGAACAGCAUAACAGUGUUGCUCAUUUCUUGGAGUCACGAGGAAUGAUUGAAGAGGCUCUGGAAAUUGCGACAGAUCCUGACUACAAAUUUGAGUUGGCCAUACAACUGGGUAGACUUGAAAUUGCGCAGGAAAUCGCUGUAGAAGUACAGAGCGAGUCUAAGUGGAAGCAAUUAGGAGAGUUAGCCAUGUCCUCUGGAAAGCUGCAAAUGGCAGAGGAAUGCAUGAAGUAUGCGAUGGAUUUGAGUGGUUUGUUACUGCUAUAUUCUUCUCUGGGAGAUGCAGAAGGUUUGACAAAACUUGCAACACUUGCUAAAGACCAAGGGAAGAACAAUGUUGCCUAUCUUUGCCUAUUCAUGCUGGCAACCGGAUACCAGAAGCUGCUCUGUUCGCAAGAUCAUAUCUUCCAAGCAAAGUAUCUGAGAUAG